This is a messenger RNA of Lepisosteus oculatus (spotted gar), 1459 nucleotides long. The record is from RefSeq and is a predicted model, not a curated record. Lineage: Eukaryota; Metazoa; Chordata; Actinopteri; Semionotiformes; Lepisosteidae.
CAGAUUGCUGGAAGCAGAAAACAGACUCGCGCGGGUUCUCUGUUUCUGCGUUGUGCAAGCUGGUGGUACAACUUGAGUUUAACACGAAAAACCACUGAAAUACCACCAACGUGUUGGAUUUAGCGACCUUACCCGUGUCAUUCCGAUAUCCUGUUGCCUGGCCGUGCAGUAGGUGAGAGAGAUGAAGCAGGAGCCGGCAAGAAGUCCCAGCUACGCCUUGCCAUGUGAGGAUUAUGUCCAUGUGGUGGAGUUCAGCCCCUUUGAAAGCGGAUCUCCUGCUUCACUCAUAGCUUAUGGUGGCAACCAGUUCGUUGUGGUGGGAACAUGCAGAUUUCAGGAGGAAGACACGGAGGUGGAGGGCGUCGAGUACUGUGCCCUCCGGAUGUUCCUGCAUGGCGUUCCAGUGCAGGCCAUUGCAUGGAGCCCCGAAUCUAGGCUGGACUCCCUCCCACAGCAGAUCAGACUAUGUACUGCAGGUGCCGACAAAAAGUUGAGACUCUUAACCUCAGAUCUUCGGGAGAGAAGUGAUUUGAGGGUAAUGGAAGGCCAUACUAAUUAUAUCAACCACUUGAAUUUUGAACCCAGAGAAGGCAAACAGAUUGCAUCAGUCAGUGAUGACCACACCUGCAGGGUCUGGGAGUUAGACGGAUCUCAGAGUGCCUCGUUUCUGCUUCGCUCACCCGGGAUGAGUGUCUGCUGGCACCCAGAAGAGGCUUUUAAGGUGGGCACAAUUAACAAGUGUGCAAUGAACAAGCCACGUUAUCUCUCUAGCACGUUUGGUGUGGUUUUUAAAUGCAGUGUUGGGAUCGUGUUAGGAUCGAGCAGCAGGAAUACCUCCAGCAGUGACCCGGAGGCUUUGCAUCAAGAUCUGGAGACCCUGGUAGGAAUACCUAGAAAGUCCAGGACUGUGAAAGCCAUCGCUAAUGGAGUUGACCUUGAGCAAGAGUGGAGAAAACAGCGAAAGCGUUUUGUCAUCCCAUUUUCAACCACAGGCUCCGUCACAGUGCUAAUCUGGUCAUGUGACCAUAUUCCAGUGCGGUUCGGUGUUAACUCUGGCCAAGCUGAACUCUGUACCCCAGUAUCUGUGCAAUCUGAAUCUUUUAUUUUUACUUGUAGCUACCCACAAGAAAAGAGGCCUGCGCAUGUGGACUGUGCCCAGCGAUUCAGGUGGUCCAGAGUCAAUGAAAAGCUUUUCGCAACAACUGGGUACCCAGGGAAGAUAAACAGCCAGCUGCUGAUCCAUCACCUGGGCCAUCCACAGCCGGUGAUGAUUGGAUCAGCUUCUGUGGGGGCGGGGCUGAGUUGGCACAGGACCCUCCCACUGUGUGUGAUUGGUGGAGACCGGAAGCUUUUGUUUUGGAUGACAGAAAUGUAAAAUCGGCUGCAUAAUAUGUUCUGUUAAAAUGGCUACAAUUUCAAUAAAAACUUUUUUUAUAGAAGUGUAUCAGUUAAACAAUGA